AUGAUGUUAAUUCUGAGGAAAACUAUGGGCGAUAUGGCCAUCAACGUGGAUGGAGUCCUGGGUUCGCUCAGCAAGGACACGAAACGCAUCAUCUCAGACCUGAGCAAAGCUCAAGCGACUCAGAAGUCGGAAAUACAAAAACAAUUCGACCAGCUUACAGAUUACCAAAGACAACAGUUCGAGGAAACGCGAUCGGUAUUUGUACAGAAACAUACCGACAUAUGCAAAAAUCGCGUUCAACUACAUCUGUUGGAGAGCCUGCGUUUCGCGGAGAUGACCCACCGGGCGGAGACGAUCACCCUAGCGCACUCCCAAACCUUUCGAUGGCUUUUUCAGGAUCCAAAAGUGUCUGGUGGUAACUGGGACAGCUUCCGAGAUUGGCUUACUUACAAAGCUAGGGUUUAUUGGGUGAGCGGGAAGGCCGCAUCUGGAAAAUCAACAUUGUUGCGAUUCAUCUGGGAUCAUCCCUCUACCUGGACUUGCUUAAAGGACUGGGCUAGUAGCGGCCAACUUGUUGCUGGCGCCUUUUACUUCUGGAACAGUGGCGCAGCAGAGCAACGCUCCCACUCCGGCCUUCUGAGAUCACUGCUGUAUGGGGUACUCGAAAAGAAACGCGACCUUAUUGCGACGGUAUUCCCCCAAGAUUGGAACCAGAAUUGUGAACUAGUAUCACACGACAUGCAACUUGCACCUGUAACUUGGUCUCAAGGACGACUACAGGAUGCUUUCCGGAGACUGGUGGGACUGGCAACAGAGCAUAUGCGUUUUUGCUUUUUCAUCGAUGGACUGGACGAAUAUGAUGGACAUGCAGGCGAUAUCGCAGAACUUAUGUAUGCGUUGUCGAAGGAAAAUACUAAUGUGAAGUUUUGUGUGUCGAGCAGACCAUGGCCAAUCUUUGAGGCUGUGUUCGAAAACGCACCAGGCCUACGACUGCAAGAUCUGACAAAAGAAGAUAUUCGCGCUUACGUGAAUGAUAAGCUCGGCCAGCAUCCGCAGCUCCAAAAGCUUCGAACAUGGAAUCCAGAAGAAGCAACCGCACUUGUCGAUGAAGUGGUGGUGAAAGCGGCCGGCGUUUUUCUAUGGAUCGCACUCGUUGUCAAGUCUUUGAUUGCGGGGUUGCAUGACGGGGACGAAAUUACGCAUCUGCGCUUGCGGCUUGCCGAUUUACCUCCUGACCUUGAGAACCUGUACGAGCACAUGUUGAGCCGCAUCGAACCAGGGUACAGGCAAGAGACAUCAAAGAUGUUCCAGAUUUUCCGUGCAAACGACUAUAGCCUCAGUGUCAAUACUCUGUGUAGGGCGCUAAUGACAUUGUUUCGCCCGAAAAAGAGCAAGCCUAUCUGGAUGUACAAAGGACAAGGAUGA
This is a messenger RNA of Didymosphaeria variabile, 1365 nucleotides long. RefSeq lists its product as uncharacterized. The record is from RefSeq and is a predicted model, not a curated record. The transcript is spliced from 3 exons. Lineage: Eukaryota; Fungi; Ascomycota; Dothideomycetes; Pleosporales; Didymosphaeriaceae. The coding region runs from base 1 to 1365 and encodes 454 amino acids.